Molecule: messenger RNA, 5767 nt
Organism: Formica exsecta
Lineage: Eukaryota; Metazoa; Arthropoda; Insecta; Hymenoptera; Formicidae
Gene: jbug
Product: filamin-A
Exons: 29
Biological process (GO): actin cytoskeleton organization
Molecular function (GO): actin filament binding
Source: RefSeq, a predicted model, not a curated record
CACUAUCACCGCCGAGGAAGUCGGCGAACACAUCAUCCAAGUCCUGGUAAACGGCCAGCACAUCAAUGGAUCGCCCUUCAGAUCGCAAGCGUAUAAUGCUCGAGCUAUACAAGUUGAGAGUAUCCCGAACGGAGUGGUGAACCAGCCGGUAGAAUUCGAAAUUGACGGAUCGAGAGCCGGGUCGGGAAACUUGGAGAUCCUUGUGAACGGAGGACACGUUACAAGUUUCGUGAGAGCGCUAGGUAGUCAACGUUUCCUGGCGUCGUUUGUGCCACACGAAGCGGUUACGCACUUGGUCGAGAUGACAUUCAACGGGGAAGUCAUCCCUGGUUCACCUUGGCGAGUUGGUAUUAUGCCUGCACCGAAGAUGUCAGUGAUAGGUGAUUCAAUCAGGCUGGUUCCUGCUGGUAGUCCCGCUAUCUUUGAGCUGUCUGCAUUAGGCUUCAGCAGCAGCGAGAUUGAUGUCAAGAUUAUAACACCCUCGAAGAGACACAUUUCCGCGAGAAUUGAUGAAGAGCCAGGACGAUCCGGCGAAUUUCGUGUCGAGUUUACGCCAACUGAAGUAGGCAGCCAUCUCGUGGAAGUGAGCAUCGCGGGACAAAAGCUACCGGCAGGACCGCUCGUCGCCAAGGUGUACAAUAGUAGUCUGAUUCAAGUUACUGAUGUACCUAGUGCCGUAGUUGGCCAUGCCUGUCAAUUCAGAGUGGAUGCCAGCGCUGCGGGAGAAGGCCAACUAGAAAUCUCUAUAAAUGAGGGAGAAGUGCCUAAUCAUGUUCAAGUAGUGGGUGGUGGCCGUUGCCUCGUAUCUUUCACCCCUGAAAUUGCUAAGCCUCACUAUAUCGAUAUAAAGUUUAAUGGAGAAGCAGUACGUGGAUGUCCCUUUGUUUGCAAUGUGUCAGACACAAGCAGAGUCACACUGAGUAUGAAUCAUUUAGAACUAAUUCCAGUCAAUCAUUCUGCCAGUUUCCACAUGGGAGUUGAUGGAAGUGGUAGUGCAGAGCUAGCGGUUUCCGUAAGGGGACCAAACAGCGAAUUGCCAGUUAAAGUUACUGGUGACAUAAGUAACGGUUUCACCGCCGAAUUUAUACCAAGGGACGUGGGUGUACAUUCAAUUAGUGUAGAAUAUAACGGUUAUCCCGUGAAUGGCACGCCGUUUCUAGCCAAGGCGUUCAAUGCGGAUAAUGUGCUAAUUGGACCUGUAGCUAGAGGCAGUGUUGGUCAACCAACCCACUUUACUGUUGAUGCGAGUCAAGCUGGUGAAGGAAAUCUAGAGAUUACGAUAUCGGCUCGCGGCCAAAAUAUACCGACGCAAGUAACGCCGCAAGGAAACGCGCGGUUUUCCGUUAGUUUUGUACCGUUUGAAGCGUCUGAGCACGUUAUCAAUAUAGCCUUCAAUAAGAAAACUGUGCCUGGUUGCCCUAUAAUGACACGUGUGGGUGGCGACAGCCACGUAACCGUAAGUGGGCAGGCACUGAGCAGCGCUGGAUUAGGACGGCAAAGUUAUCUAACUGUCAGUAAUGUUGCCGGUAGCUUGGAAGACUUAGAAGUUAAUGUUGAAGGGCCCAAUGGACAGGCCGUACCUGCUCAGGUCACCGACAACAAAGACACGACGUGCAGCGUGGCGUUUACACCAAGAGUCGUCGGCGAGCACCGAAUAUCGGUGAACUACCGGAAUAUCCCGGUGGCCGGCAGUCCAUUCAGCUGUAAAGUAUACGAUGUCGCUGCGAUUAAAGUGAAGGAUGCCAAGCGCGGUGUCAUCGGAUUGCCGGUAACUUUCUUGGUCGAGACCAGUCAGGCGGGACCGGGUAAUCUAGAAGUCACUGUCAACGGCGGACGAGUACCGACGUCGGCUCAGGCGCAGGGUCCUCACACGUACGCGAUCUCAUUCACACCUCGAGAACCGAUCGUGCACACGGUGGACUUGCGAUUUAACGGGGAGGAUGUGCCUGGUAGCCCGUUUACUUGUCAGGUCAGCGAUACGGCAAAAGUGUUAAUAACCGAGGGACUUGAGAAAGUAUCUGUGAAUCGCGUCGCGACCUUUACAAUAGAAGCCGAUGCGUCUCUCGGUACGCCAGUCGUCGAAGUGCUCUCACCUACUAGAGAGAGUUUACCUGUACAUAUCAAGCAGAACAGUCACGUCUAUACCGCCGGAUUUACUCCAAAGGAUGUUGGUGAUCACAGCGUCGAAGUGAAGCUCAGUGGAUCGCAUGUGGAAGGCAGUCCGUUUCUUGUCAAGGCUUACAAUGCUGAUAAAGUCAAAGUGACGGAUAUAAAUAGUGGGGUCGUUGGCAAACCAGUGUUCUUUAGCAUCAACGCCAGUCAAGCUGGAGCUGGAAAUUUAGAAAUUAUAGUGGCAGUAAACGGCAAGAAUGUUCCGAAUUACGUGCAAAGCGAGGGUAAUGCAAAGUUUAGGGUCAAUUUUAAGCCACAAGAAGCCGCUGUGCAUAGUCUCAGUGUCCGUUUCAAUGGAGAGCCAGUUCCAGGUUCGCCGUUCAGCUGUAAAGUAGUAGGUGCCGGUCAAGCAAUAAUUUCUGGUCACAAUCUGAAGAUGGGUGCAGUGAAACGACUGAUGUCUUUCACUGUAGAUCCGCAGACUCCGUCCACGAAUUGCGACGUUAUCGCAACCCCACCGUCGGGCAUCGCUCUGCCUAUCACUAUCGAGCCCAUCGACGGCAAGUACAAUGUGAGCUUCGUGCCCACCGAAGUCGGCAGGCACAACAUCAGCGUCCUGAUAGACGGCGAAUCGAUUAAAGGCUCUCCGUUCGCUUGCAAUAUUUACGAUGUGACUAAGGUGCACGUGUCCGGUCUCACGGAAGCAUUACUGGGUCAGGCAACCACAUUUACCGUCGACGCCGCGGAAGCCGGCGAGGGAACGCUAGAACUGGUCGUGAGUACAGAGAACAACACCGUUAAAGCCGAGGUGGUGGCCUGCGCACGUGGAUUGUAUGACGUUACAUUCGUGCCACAGACAACAAGUGCGCACUACGUUAAUAUCAGUUUCAAUGACGACAACGUGCCAGGGAGUCCAUUUAAAUGUCCCGUGGUUAGCAGCAUGUUACAUGGUCCAUCGAUGAUCCGAAUCGGUAAUACAGCUUACAUAGAUCUGGAUAUGUCUGACUUGAAUGGUCCUAUAUCAGCGGAAGUUACUGGUCCGGACGGAAUAAUUAUUCCUUCCACGUUAACAAAGUUAUCAUCCAGUUUAUAUCGCGUGGAAGUUCGAACUCGACAGGUGGGAACAUACAGUAUAAUAUUCAAUGACGGGCACAAAAUGGUCAGUUCGCAAACGCUUCAAGCUUUCGAUCCCGGCAAAGUUGUCAUCAAAGAAAUAGCAGACGCGGUUUGUCAUCGACCUGGAACUAUUUUAGUUAUUGCGUCGAAGGAGGCUGGUCCCGGAAAAUUAUCGGUCAACGUACGUGCGGGCGGUGCGGAUGUCGAUAGUUUGGUGAGAGAAGGGGAGAACGGUGUUUACGAGAUCAUAUUCCAUCCGACACGCGCCGCGCCUCACAAAGUUCACAUAAAAUACAACGAGGUCCAUAUUCCUGGUAGUCCAUUGGAUGUGACGGUACGUGGUCCUACUGGAGGACGGGAAGUGACGGCGACAGGUUUGGGUCUGUAUCAGUCAUGUGUCGGGAAAGUAACAUCUUUCACUAUCGAAACUCUGGGACGUCCUGGCAAGGAGUUCGACGUCGUUAUCAGCGGUCCGCAGGGUAACGCCGUACCCGUACGUUGUUAUCAGCAUCGCGACGGCAAUCUACUCGCCGAAUUUACAACGAAUAGCGUCGGCACAUACAAAAUCGAUGUGCUUCACGGUGCAAAACCAGUGUUGGGUUCGCCAUUCUUUUGCCAAGCUUUUGACGCUGCCAAGGUUAAACUUCAAGAAUUAGGUCCCAUGACGAUUUCAGUUCACGAUCACAUUGCAUUUAAAUUGAUGAAAGUCGACGCCGGCAUGGCUGAUUUGGACGUGACGGCGACGAGUCCGUCAGGCCAGGAGAUCCCGCUGCAAGUCACUCCGCUCAACGACGGCGCCGAGAUGAUCGAGUUCUCGCCCAGUGUGCCCGGCACCUAUAUGAUCAACGUCAUUUACGGCGGAUGCUCCGUACCUGGAAGUCCAGUGAUAUGCACCGUCGAUGCGGCCGGGCAAGCUCGCGCAAAAGGUGAAGGAUUGCUGAGCGGUCACGUGGGUAAACCGGCGCAUUUUAUCAUCACCGGCACGAGAAGUCCUCCAGCGGUUUAGGUGGAUGGACCGGACAGUGUUUCUAAAGCUACCAUUGAAGCGGGCGCUAAUCCGGGUACGUGGAAUGUGUCUUAUGUACCAUCUGAGAUCGGAAUGUUUGACGUGAGAGUCGUCUGCGCCGGACAGCAACUGCCGGGAUCCCCGUGGCAUCCGAAGAUCAUAGACACACGGAAUCUUCGUGUUAUCGGUGGCUGGUCCGCUGUAUGCGACGACAUCGGACGAUUGAAACUGCAUCCCUCGAAUAAAAUCAGCUUCGACACCGCGGAGGCUGGACCCGGUGAGAUCAACGGAACUAUCGGCGAUCAUCCUCUCACUUUCGAAAUGACAUCUAGCAACAGACUAAAACUCGUUCCGCCGCAGAUAAGCGGCGGCGAACACCGCCUGGAGAUAUUGUUCAACGGUACACCGUUUCCCGGUGCACCAAAACUCGCGGUCGUGCAGGACUUGGAGCCACCAGUACAGGAUUCAAGUCGAGUGUUGCUCAAAGGACGAGGAUUGACAUCGGCCAAAUGCGGCGAAGAAGUCAGUUUCACCAUAGAUGGUUCUCAAGCCGGUAACGGGACUCCGAAAGUACAACUGUUUUCGCCUACCAACGAACUUAACGUUAUGUUGCAACAUCUAGGUGACAGCGUUUAUCGCGCAAGUUAUAUACCAUUAACGCCGGAUCCGCUCUUGAUGACGGUAUCGUGGAACGGAAGGCAACUAAAGGGCUGUCCAUUGCAAAUUAACGUUACGAGCGCGGCCGACGCGUCUAGGGUUAUCUGUUCCGGAGAUGGAUUGAAGCACGGGAUCGUCGGGCAAGAGAUACGAAGUUUCAUCGAUACUAGAAGAGCUGGACCAGGUGAGUUAACGGCGCAUUGCGUCGGGCCACAUAAAGUAGCAUACUGCGAGCUGUACGAUCACGGCGAUGCCACUUUCACGUUGAACGUGAAACCACAAGAAGCGGGUCGACACGCACUAACGAUUAAAUACGCUGGAGAACACGUUCCCGGUUCUCCGUUUACGUUGCGCGUCUCUGGAGCUCCGGAUGCUUCAAAGGUUCGCGUUUAUGGACCGGGAAUCGAACACGGUGUGCUGGCGACGUUCCAGUCGCGAUUUAUUUGCGACACGCGUGGCGCCGGCGCUGGUCAGCUCACGGUGAGAGUACGAGGACCUAAGGGAGCGUUCAGGGUGGAGAUGCAACGGGAGACUCAAAAAGACCGGAUCAUUCUCUGUCGAUAUGAUCCGACGGAACCCGGGGACUACAGAGUGGAAGUUCGUUGGGCUGGUGUCUUGGUGCCAGGCUCUCCGUUCCCCGUUAAAAUUGUCGACACACAGGACGAAUUGCUAAUGCUUACUCAGGGCGGAGAUAAUUAUUCGACGGGCCAUCAUACUAUCACAUCGUGGCGUGGAUCGCAAGCUAUAUUGUAGAAAUGCCGCGGCUAACAAACAUUGUUAUUAUUUUGUAUGAACUAAUAUAUAUUUGAUAAUAUAUGUGGUAAUUAUUGUAACUUAUGCAAACGUUUGCAAUAAACUUUCAACAUUCCAUUUAAA